AGAGAGAGAGAAACCUAGCUGGCUCUCAGAUCUUGGCUGCGGUGAGGACACCCAGGAGAAGUGCAUUCCUGAGGCAGCAAGCGAGGAGAAGGCACAGAUAAGGGAAGAUAGAGCGGAGAAGUCGUGACAUCCUUUAAAUCUCCCCCUGACCAAGUCUGACUGCCUCUGACCUGCGCCGGACUCGCACGCUCCACGCACACUCACCCGCUGCCUUUGCACACCAGCUGCACAACCGGCUCUGCUGCUCUCUCAGACGUAAAGGAUUCCCCUUCGAGCGAGGAAAAGAGACGGAGAGAAUUAAAAUCAGACAGAGGGAAUAAAGACAACGGAGAGAAGGACAGGAUCCUCUCACUCGAGUCAGUGCCAUGCAUUGUUGAGUUGAGUCAACCCAAGCUGAAGUGAUCGGUUUUGAAGACCAUCUUACCCUUUACCCCGUCCUGCCUGGUCCCAGAUGGAGCUAAAAGUGUGGGUAGACGGAGUAGUGCGGGUUGUAUGCGGCCUGUCUGAGGAGACUUCCUGCCAGGAUGUGGUCAUUGCUCUGGCCCAGGCCAUUGGCCAGACAGGCCGUUAUGUUCUGAUCCAGCGUCUUAGGGAUACGGAGCGGCAGCUGUUGGCCACAGAUAGGCCUCUGGAGUCUCUGGCUAAGUUAGGCCAACAUGGCAGUGAAGUUCAGUUCUUCCUGCGCCGCACUGGCCCUAGCAGCAGUGACGCACCUGGCUCAAAACAAGACGGACCAACUCCCCACCCACUGCCCAAGCAUCCUGAGCCAGAGCCAUCGAAACGCAGCCAGCCUAAGAAAGCGCACACCUUUAACCUGGGGCCAUCUACCUCCCCUAGAACCAAACCAUUUAAGAAGUCUCCUCGGGACUCUCCAGAGCAAAGACCCUCCCCCUCUCCUUCUCCCAGCCCUGUAUCUUCUCAUGUGCCAUCGCCGUCUCCCUCACCACUUACAGGCCCAUCCAAAGAGGAGGUCUUUAGGAAAGUUCUUCAGCAACAGGAGAGACUGAGGGCCAUCGAGGCCCAGCUAGAAACCCUAGAGAGGGAGUCACGUUCCUGGGAGUGUCCCUACCCAUCUCCAUGUCCUUCACCCGUUUCUGACGCUCGCUUGCAAGAAGAGAUGGAGACACUGGAGCAAGUGGUGCGGAGAAACCAGGCCGAGCUUGCCCACGAGCAGUACUGGGAGGAGGAGCUUCAGGCAGAGGUGGAGAAGGAGCGAGGAAUGAGGAGGAAGCUGGGGGAGCUCCAUGCCAAGCUAGACGACUGUGGACGGCGGCUCCACGAGUUCUCCGUGCGCUCGUCUCAGCUGGAGAAAGAGAUCCAGCGGGAAAGCCAGGAGGUAGGGAAAGCCAGAAGACCUGAGGAGUCCCUCGAUGCCAUGACGGCAGAGCUCCAGAGACAGGAAAAUCACGGGACAGAGCUGGGGGAGCAGCUAUCUGAGACUGACAAGGCUCUGGGGAAGGCAGAGUCUCUGCUGCAGGCCAAACAGGAGGAGCUGGAGGAGCUGAACAAGGAGCUGAGGCAGUGUAACCUGCAGCAGUUUAUUCAACAGACAGGUGUCCUGCCCACGCACACCCACUCACGCACAGAGCUUCAGGAGCAACUGGAGCAAUUAGAACUGGCACAUAUUCUGCAGGAUGGAUAUAGUAAUGGAAGCCACAGUGUUACUCCAGUGGAGUCACCACCCCGUCCCACUGCCAAACAGUUCCUGGGACAUCCACGCAACCUGCAAAACCCUCUAGUGUCCAGUCUCAACCCUGAGGUCCUGACAUCCCGAGAGUCAUCGUGGAGAUAAAACAUGGACCGCAGGGCCAAGGGCGACUUGUUCACUGUUCUGUCACCCAUCACCGCUUAUUUAACCCCUUUCUUUGUAACUCUUGUCAUUAUUUAAUCUACCAUGAUAUACAUACUGUAUAUACAUAAGACAAAUAUAUUUAGAGUUUUGCUACUGUAAACACUGCAAAGUAUGUGUAUGAAAUGUAAAAUAAUUUAGAAACCUUUUCCCUAGAGCAAUUAUUACUAUGACUGUGUAUUAUUUAAAUAUGAUUAAAAAUGUGCAUUGUGUUUUAGAUAAUA
Molecule: messenger RNA, 2073 nt
Organism: Micropterus dolomieu (smallmouth bass)
Lineage: Eukaryota; Metazoa; Chordata; Actinopteri; Centrarchiformes; Centrarchidae
Gene: rassf7a
Product: Ras association domain family member 7a
Exons: 6
Coding region: 452-1792 (446 amino acids)
Biological process (GO): signal transduction
Source: RefSeq, a predicted model, not a curated record